UACUCGCCGCCCCCUCUUCGUCGCCGACGUCUGCCGAAACUCGACCCCCGUUCACAACAAAGUCCUCUCGCGAGUCCGACGGCCGUUCACGCCCACUUCGCCCGACUUGAACACCUCUCACAACUUCAUUCACAGAGACAGACGACAGAGACGAUGGCCGAAACAGGAAAUCCCAUCUAUGGACCGUUCUUCGGCGUCAUGGGUGCCGCUUCGGCCAUGAUUUUCAGCGCCUUAGGGGCUGCUUAUGGCACAGCAAAAUCGGGGACUGGGAUUGCAGCCAUGUCUGUAAUGAGACCAGAGCUCAUAAUGAAAUCCAUCAUUCCAGUUGUCAUGGCUGGUAUUAUUGCUAUAUACGGUCUUGUAGUGGCUGUACUUAUUGCUGGAGCGCUGGAUGGGCCAGAUAAAUAUUCUUUGUACAAGGGUUUUCUUCAUUUCGGUGCUGGAUUAGCUGUAGGUUUUAGCGGGCUGGCUGCUGGGUUUACUAUUGGUAUUGUAGGUGAUGCCGGAGUACGAGGAACAGCUCAACAACCGAGACUUUACGUUGGAAUGAUCCUUAUCCUUAUUUUUGCUGAAGUACUGGGUCUUUACGGUCUAAUUGUUGCCAUCUACCUGUACACAAAAUAAACAAUUCAAAACUUUCAUUUUUAAAGGAGUUAUGGAAAAACAAAUGAUAUCUUUUUUGUCAUCAAUACACACAUUUAUUAGACAAUAUAGAAACAAAAAAUGCUUCAUUUUAAAUAUCCAUUUGGCACAGUUACAAGAGUGAUGGGUUUAAACACCUGCAGGCCGAAAUAAUGCUAAAUUUAUUUCCCUUUUUGUUUUUAAUUUUUUUUUUUAAAUUCAAAUACCGUAAAAUGUAAUUUUGUUGAUAGAAUAGUGCAUGUGAAACAAAAUGUGUAAUCUAUAUUGUUCUUAAAAUUUAAAUGUGUGGUUUUAUAACCCAAAACUCUAAACCUGACUAAAUUAAUUUUGAAAUGAUACAAUUCAACUUGUAAUGUAACGGCAUUUGUAAAUUAUUUCCACAUGUACCCAGAAAUUCAGUAGAGUAGAUCUUCCAAAAAGGGAUUUUGCAUUUCCAUUCCCUAAAUAGUCUGUGUAAAAAGACUCGAAUUUUCAUUGGUUCAUUCUAAUGAAAUUGUACAUUCCAAUCAAUAUAAAGCUAUAUUUUAAGGAAAUUUUAAAAUGACUUCAGCCUAAAAUUAAUGUUUCUGAUUUAUAAAUUAACAGACCUAUCGGUCGAUUUAGUGCAAUAAUAGUAUUUGAUUGGAAUCUUUCAAUAUCAGUAAUGUAAUAUAUACGUUUUUCUUUGAAAUAUAUCGUUCGGUUAUAGUUAGCAAAAAAUGUUCUAUUUUCCCGACACGUGUUUUUUUAUUGCCCUAAAUUGAUACCUUCGGAGUUUUAUUGUGAAUCUAUUUACGUAUAAAAAAAUGUUGGUAGUUUAGGGCUUUUGUACGAUACAACAAUUACAGGCCAAAAUCUUGUCAGCUUACAGAUCAUGUAAUUAAUAUAACACUGCCUUUUUGCAAAAGAUUUAAAAAAAAAAAAAAAAAACCCUGUUGAUCGACAAAAAUAAUGGAAGAACCAGAAGUAUUAUUUUGUAGAUUUGGUUGUAUAUUGUAAAAUGUUCUUUUGUAUAGUUCAUCAGUUGAAUUCACAUCAAAGACAGGCUUCUCUAAACCAGAGGCACUUUUUACAGAUAUCCAUUGAAUAUUGUGCUUAUUUGUACUUACUUUAAUAGUGUAAUAAUUAAAAUAACAGAAAAACAUAUACAUAAACAUUAAGGGCUGAUAGAUUUUAUAAAUAAAUGUAAGAUGGUAUGGAUGGAAUGUAAUUAAAGUUAAGUGUAUAAAUGUAGUUAAUCUGUAGUGUACUUUUUAUGAGUUUUCACAUGUAUUUUCUCAGCACAAAUAAUUUUACACUCUAAGCCAAUACAGUUUGGCAGUGAAAGAGUUUCAAUGUAUGUAAAAAAAAUAGAAAAAUAAAUGUAAUAUACACCUAAAUGAAUUAGUGCGUUUAGAAAUGUCA
Molecule: messenger RNA, 2025 nt
Organism: Cimex lectularius (bed bug)
Lineage: Eukaryota; Metazoa; Arthropoda; Insecta; Hemiptera; Cimicidae
Gene: Vha16-1
Product: V-type proton ATPase 16 kDa proteolipid subunit
Exons: 3
Coding region: 154-624 (156 amino acids)
Biological process (GO): proton transmembrane transport
Cellular component (GO): proton-transporting V-type ATPase, V0 domain
Molecular function (GO): proton-transporting ATPase activity, rotational mechanism
Source: RefSeq, a predicted model, not a curated record